AUGGCAGUUCGCGUGGCCUUGCUGGAUGCUGAAAGAGCCCACAACGUUGCCAUCUGGGCUGCAGUGCAUGGCCUGCUCCCCAUAGAGAAGAGAUCCGACCCGCCAAUACUGCGCACUACCGUCUGGGGCAAGCACUUCUCAAAUCCAAUUGGUCUUGCAGCCGGCUUUGACAAGGAUGCCCAAGCUUUGGAGGGUCUCCUGGGCCUUGGCUUUGGCUUUGUUGAGAUUGGGUCUGUCACACCUCUGCCGCAGCCUGGCAACGACCAGCCGAGAGCUUUCAGGAUACCAGAGCUCAAGGCUGUGAUCAACCGCUACGGCUUCAACAGCCAGGGGUUGGAUGUGGUGCGGGCAAACCUGAUCGCCUACAGGAGGAGCCAGCUGCACCGGCCGGCAAAUCAGCCAGGCCCCGGGCCCGGCCUGGUAGGUGUGAAUCUGGGCAAGAACAAGCUGAGUGAGGAUGCCGCUGCAGACUACUGCCUGGGUGUCUCCAAGCUGGCGCCCUAUGCUGACUACCUGGUCAUCAACGUCUCCUCGCCCAACACCCCUGGGCUGAGGGCGUUGCAGAGCAGGAAGGAGCUGGAGAAGCUGGUGAGGAAGGUGAAGGCCACGCGCGACGGCAUGUCUUGGGGAGCCGCCGGCCCGCCGCCGCUGCUGGUCAAAAUCGCGCCCGACAUCACCGACGCUGAUAAGUCCGACAUCGCCGCGGUUGCCCUCAAGCUUGGCAUCGACGGCCUCAUUGUCAGCAACACCACCAUCUGCAGGCCGCCUGCUGUGGCAGAGCACCCCGAGGGCAAGGAGGCUGGAGGGCUAAGUGGCGCGCCGCUGAGGUUCAUGUCCACGGAGGUGCUGAGGGACAUGUACCGCCUCACAAAGGGCAAGCUGCCCAUCAUUGGCGUGGGCGGCGUCAGUUCGGGCGCAGACGCAUAUGCCAAGAUCAGAGCAGGUGCCAGUCUGGUGGAGCUGUAUACUGGUCUGGUGUAUGAGGGGCCUAUACUGCUCAGACGUAUGAAGCUGGAGCUGACAGCCUUGCUGCAGCGCGAUGGGUUUGCGAGCGUGCAUGAUGCCAUUGGCGCUGAUCAUGCCAUUCCCAAGCGAUGAGUCUGUGUUGGCUUGAGCAAUUUGAUGUGACACCAUCACUAAAUUCCAAUGCUGCUGUCUGGGGAGUCCUUGACUCAAGCUCAUGCAGCAGAAUUUAACAGAUUCGGGUGCAUACCAGCAGUGCACCACUGGUAGGUUGUCAAUGAAGGAAUGAAUCGUAUGUGAACACCUGAAUAACCAUUAAGCCUAGAAGAACACACUAGCAACAACUUCCUGCAACGCAUAUGGUCAACUUGACGCAUAUC
Molecule: messenger RNA, 1343 nt
Organism: Coccomyxa subellipsoidea C-169
Lineage: Eukaryota; Viridiplantae; Chlorophyta; Trebouxiophyceae; Coccomyxaceae
Product: dihydropryrimidine dehydrogenase
Exons: 8
Coding region: 1-1098 (365 amino acids)
Biological process (GO): pyrimidine ribonucleotide biosynthetic process; 'de novo' pyrimidine nucleobase biosynthetic process
Cellular component (GO): mitochondrial inner membrane; cytoplasm
Molecular function (GO): dihydroorotate dehydrogenase activity
Source: RefSeq, a predicted model, not a curated record